Messenger RNA from Symbiodinium sp. CCMP2456, 3879 nucleotides. The record is from the annotation of a GenBank genome assembly. Lineage: Eukaryota; Dinophyceae; Suessiales; Symbiodiniaceae.
AUGGCCUUGGCCGAUGGGGCGUAUCAGAUGCAGCCGUUGUACAAGCUGGCCAUGCGGACGCUUGCGGGCCAUGCCCCUGGCCUUGCCGGCCUUAUGGCGUUCCAAUACAUCGCUUUCAAUCGAUCUCUGAGCGAGGUCUCCCUCCAGGACGGCUCUGUGAUGUCGUGGUGUUCGGCGUUUGCCAUCGCGGCUUUGUCUUGCAGCGCCGUGUUCGCGAGCGCUUCAUUUGUGCUUGCAGACUACCUGAGGCGGAUUGCCAUUGACAAAGCCAUGUUUCAAGGCUUCGGGCUCCAACUCCCUGCCAAGAGCAUUAGGCACAGCAACAUCGGAGUUUGUACACUUGUUGUGGCCUUCGUUAACUUGGCAUUGUUGCUCGUGGAGCUGUGGCAAAGUGUGCUGUUCAAAGGAAUGCCCUUGAACGAUGUGCCUUUGGAAGGUAUUCAGCGCGUAUUGCCGCUGGUACUAUACCUGGUGAACCUGGCUGGACUUGUGCGGUCGCCGAAGGUUCGAUGGCAUGAAUGUCAAUGGCUCAUGCAAAACCCCCGACCACUUCCAACUUUCCUGCUGAUAGAAGGCUUUGCCCAUGAGCAGGUUCAAUCGUGUCAGAGGAAUCACGGAUGGAUAUUCCAGACGAGCCGGGCUGUCCGUCAACCUCCAGCAAUUGCUGAAGGCAUCGAGCUCACGUCUCGCAGCAGAAGCGUUGACGUAGUUAGCCCAGAAUUGGAACCUGACGUGUCUGACGAGACCUUAGCGGACUUGCCUUCGCUGGUACGAAAAGUCCCUGCCCUCAUGUCUCACCGUCGUGGCGCGGUUCUCAUACACCUGCUCUUGGUUUUUGUUCUCCUAGCUUCUCUGGUGUAUCUCCCAGCUGCAAUGCUCCAGAUUUACAAGGCUUCUUUCACGCCACAGAUCAAGAACUUCGAAGUCCAUGGAGGCAACUUCCGCGAGGAGGAGCAGGGCAAGGUGACCUUCUGGAUCGUGCCGGACGAGGGUCAAGACCAGGUGGUGUUGCACUUGACUGCGGACACAUCGACGGCCAGCUCCUUCUAUCUCUGCCCGGGCGACAGCUGUUCGGAGCCUCUGCGCAGGAAGGCGAACAUGCGGCUCAACUCCCAGCAGCUCACCAUGCAGCUGACACGAGAGCACUUCGGUAUGCGGAGCUCGUUUAAGCUCUGUGGAUUCUUUACUCGCAUCGUCUAUGUGGCCAUUGCAGAUCUCCCGAAGGUUCAAAUCACCGUUGGGACUAUGAGCAAGACUGCUGUUGUGAGUGGCCAGCCUUCUAUGUUUCGGGGCAAGUUCCGGAGUGACAGCAUCCAAGGCGACACCGUGAGCUUCGAUUUAACGGCCGACCGGCGCUUCUUUGACUUCGAUCUCCGGACCUCGAUACUCACAACGACGUCCAACCCCACACGCCGAGAUCUGUGCAGAGUCGCUUCUGGACAAGUUGCCUGCAAGGUCGCAGAUUUUCAGCAGUGGUGUGGGAAGGCCUGUGAUCUCUCGGUGGAGUUGUCCAUGAAGUUUAGCACGGAGGUAGAGAAAACCUUGAGGCUGAUGGUGGAGGUUCGCAGCACAGAGCUGUUUCACCUCCAGGAGGUCUCGGACCUUCAGCGGAGGAUGGAUGCCAGCGAGAUGCCAGAAGAGGUAUUGAGUCUUCGACGAGCAAGAAACUCCUUGCUCAAGGAGACUUACGACGUUUACAGGGGUCAGCAGAAGAGAAACGAUGUGCAGCAGACGACCAUCCUCUUGACUGGACUCACUGGGGCAGGCAAGUCGGCGGCGUGUCGCUUCUUGACGAUGAACGAGUCUUGCAGGUAUUCAAACAGCUGGAAUUCUCACACGAAGAAUGUUUCGGAGAUCAGGGGCCAUGCAUUCGGCGAUAAGAUCCAGCCUCGCCUGCGCAUCUUCGAUAUUCCCGGUUUUGGUGACACAGAGGGCGCAGUCGUGGACGAGAGACAGUUCAGCCAGACCAUCAGUCACUUGAGUGAUGUAGAAGGGCUAGAUGCCAUCUUCUGGGUUGUCAACGGAGCCAUUCGCCGCAAGCUGGGCCCGCGAAAGCAUUCGGCUCUUUUCGAGAAGCUGUACGUCAUCGUCAAUUUCGUGCCGUGGAUGCCAUACACCAGUCAAAAGGAGCUAAUGAGCAAUUGGAUCGAGGAGUUCAAGGCAUUUCUGCUUUCAGAGGAGCAAGAAUUCAUGCAAGAUGCCUGGGAGUUGGUGGAAGACCGAGCAAGGGGACUUGUCAGCAAGAGCCUCAAAGUUCGCAUCGUGGACAUGAACCCGAUGUAUUUGCAGGGGAAUCUUCCUGUACCGCUGUCUGCACCGAUGGUCAGCAGCCUGCCCCCUUUUUCCAUGCCAAUGAACUUGGUGGAGUUGCUGCAGGCAGUUGCGGAUAUCGGUAAAUCUUCUGGGAAAAAGCUUGUAGUGAAUGCUGCAUGCCCGCUCCGUGGCUAUGGCGAAGUGGACGACGACCGUACGAGCUACACCACCCAAGCCACAAGGGAUGGCCCUUUGAUGACGGUGAAGCUGCAGGGUGAAUUCCUGGGCAAGGGUGACAGUCUGCUGGCGCAGUCCGCCAGCUUUGGGUGUGGCCAGGCGCCGGCUCAGUUUCUGGUUCUUUUGAGUUACCGCGAGGCUGCCAGCGAGACAGCGAUCUUCCAGGCCCUGCUCCCUUACCGGGUCUCUGAGUGGCGGGGGGUGAGGCUGUGCUUUCGCGAGGCGCCGCCUGAGCCGGACAGCCAAGAGGAUGUGUCGCGACACUGCCACGAAGCCGGAAUGCUGCAGAUUUCGGAGCAUGCCUGGGCUCAUAGCGAAAGCUACGAAAUCGUUCAGACUCUGCAUGAAGCCCAAGGAAGCAUCAAUGCAGUUGUGUUUGCUGGCCAUCACGAUUUCCUGGCAGCUGCAGGCGACGAUGACGUGUUGCGGGUGUACAGGCCUGAUUACUCACAUGGCGCAAAGUAUAUGCUGAAAGCGAGUCAGGAACGGGAUAGCGGUAUCACUUCAUUGGCAUGGUCGCCUCGUGCGAUUUAUCUGGCGGCCAGCACUGUUGAUGGAAAGAUUGUGGUGUAUCACCUCAUCCAUCAUUCCCUCGAAUUUCGAUUCUCCAUUAAUGGGACAGACGUAGCAUGGUGUGAUGAAUUCCUGGCUGCCGCGGGCCCCGGUGGGCAUGUGGAGUUGUUCAGAGGAGGGUCCAAUCCUGUGCUUGUCCAACGCAUGGGAGGUGGUGAGGCGCAGGUCACUGCUGUUUUAUGCGCAAACGGGAGGAUCGUUGCAGCGAGCACCGACUCUCACGUGCGUCUGUACGCGCACGGUGGUCUGACGCCUAUCUUUGACCGGAAAGUCCCGGGCGUCGAAGCUGUGGCUUUGUGGGCGAGAAGAUACCUGGCGCUUGGGAGUGCUGAUGGGAGUGUAUCGUUGAUCGAUUUCGCAUUGCAGGCUCAGACGUACGAAACGACCCGGAACGAUGCCCAUGAAGCUGUACUGACACUUGCGUUGUCUGGUGAAAGGCUUGCCGCAGGCAGCGCGAACGGAAAAGUUUAUGUGUAUAAAACUGAGCACCUGCUACUGGUCUCGGUGCUGAGUCAUUCCGUGGAACCCAUCAGAGCAUUGGCGUGGUCGUCUGGUAAAACUCUGGCUGCUGGAGGCAACGACUCGAAAGUGCGGCUGUAUGAGCUAGCAAAGACUGCCAGGGUGGGUUUCAGUUCAGACCUUCAAGCUGUCUCCCCUUUAGGCAUAAGUCGACAAAGAUCUUCGCAGCCUGCGUUGCCUGGAAGCCCGGAGCCAUCAAAGCUUCUAUGCUCUACUACAUUCCAGGUAGACGUGGCUGAGCUGAGCACAGCCGAUUCCAAGCUUGCCCCCGGGCCGGUCAAUGCCGGGGGGAAGUAG